AGAGGGUAUGCAUGUUGCGCACACCAUUGGUGCCAUUUGAUCUAAGCAUUUGGAUCGAAGCUCCACCGCGGACGGGUCUAAACUCGGGCGAGGCGGUCCGCGCACGGGUGGAGCGAACCCGUCCAUUCGAGGGGUUGAAGCCAUGGCUCCCUCGGAAUUGCGCAACAAGUUGAAGCGGACGAAGAUUUGCAGGUUUUGGGUAUUUGGACGGUGUGCCCUCGGAGAUGAUUGCAACUUCGCCCACUCCAAAGACGAUCUGCAAGAGCAACCAAACUUGGUUGCAACCGAGCUUUGCUUUCAAUUCAUGUCCAGGGGCACCUGCCGGAGAGGCGCCGACUGCACCUUCGCGCAUGGGGUCAGUGAGCUACGCGCGAUCGACGAGGACGUGCAAUGCCGCACAAUGAAGUUCAACAUGAAGCCGGAUGUGGGAGCAAUGCCCGAUCUGAACCACCUCCCAGCGCUUUUGUCUACUCAGAGUGGGCACGCGGCUCGUGCACACAAGAGCGGCUACGGUGACGGCAUCCGCCCACCUCCGGGGCUGCCGCCCCCUCGAGCUCCGAUGUCGCCGAAUGGGGUCCCAGAUUGCAAGGCGUCGGUGCCAAUGGCUUUCUGGUUCUAGACUUUUGGACGGCUUGGCAAGCACUGAGAGCAUACAUGGAGCGGAAGGUUUUGUAGAUACAUAUUUGCCUUCGACCUGCCUAGCUGCCUGAGUUUGAAGAGGUCAAAGUGCUCCUCUGGGGGGCGCUUAGGCCACAGAGGCAGCUUCGAAGGUUUUGGCAGUGCUUCUCACUGGAAGUGAUGUUGGCAUUUCCUUUGCUCAUUCUUCCAGUGCAUUGAAAUCCCGAGUUGCCUGUUAGUCAGGACUCACCUAUAUAUGAGCCACGGUCAGAAACAUGUGAC
Molecule: messenger RNA, 900 nt
Organism: Durusdinium trenchii
Lineage: Eukaryota; Dinophyceae; Suessiales; Symbiodiniaceae
Source: the annotation of a GenBank genome assembly